AUGGUGGCGGAUGUUGUUUUUGUUUUAGUAGUUGAAGUUUUUGUUUGUUGUUGGAUUGAGAGCGACAACGGUAGUUUGCUGAUGGUUUCGUUUAUUUACAGCUGCGUCUCUAGUCGUCUGAUGUUUGCUAGUGUGAAGAGGGCUGUUGGGCAAUAUUCAUGUUUUCAUGUGAUUUGUUCCCCGCGCUUCCACAGUAACUAUGUUGUGGGGGUCAACAAGGCGCCUAGUUGGAUCGCGUCCCCGACAGAAAGGCGACGAAAGUUUGGUGAAGAGUGCCUUGCCGAAGGUAAAGAGCGGGAUGGCGACAUGGAUGUAGAGCUUGUUCCCGUGGACGUGAAAAAGCUUGCUUUGCCCCUGCACCUCACGGACUCGAUCCCGCAGGAUAUCGUCGAUAAUAUCGUUGCGAGAGAUAGAACACUUGUUUUCGCGCCAAACAUGAAGAUACUAGACCUGCACAGGCGGUUGUCCCGGAUGAAGUAUCGGAUAAGCGUCCAGCCGCUUGGGAAGGUGCUGCACUUCCGAUUCUUUCGGCUGUGUAAAUUGUCCAGCGGUAUGCCCGGAGAUGUUACAGUGGAAACCUUCCGCAGCAUCCAGCAGAAACUCUCCGAGUACACAAGAUUUUUGGUGAUGGAUGAACGUUGGCCACUGGAGUUGUCAUUAGAAAUUACCCCCAUUAUUGAGCAUCAACGGAAGCAAAUGCUUGAAUGCCAAGGGGAAUGCCGCGUUUCAACGGCGGAGGAUGUAAUGGAGUUACUUAGUAGUGUUUUUUCCGCUGAGCUCCGCGUGGGGGCGUGGUGCGGUUUGUCUUGCACACCAGUCUUGGCGAAGAUGGCGUGCGACGAGUGUCACAGGAAACACAAACUAUGCCGACAGGACUAUUCUCGCGGUGGGGUAGUAGGUACCGUGCGUUACGAUAUUAGGUCGCACAAGGAGGCAAAGGAGUUUGUGCAGAACCUUUCGUUGGGCGAUAUUCCUGUUGUUGGGAAGCCACAGGCGAGGCUCCUGGAAGAUGUUUAUGGCAUUACCAAAUGCGGCGGGAUUGCGGAUCAGGAGGUAAGACUGGGUUUCAGCCUGUCGCAGUCGACGAUGGAGUUCUUCCUCUCUGUAGCGUAUGGCACCGUUCGACUCCCUAGCGAGGCCACCACCACGCUUUUGCGCAAACCGCCGAGAUGUAAGGCCGCCCAUAUACGGCGCGAGUCACAGUUUGGCCGUGUGGUAUCAGACGAACAGUUUAUCAACACCGUAAUGUCCGUCUUCGACAACGUGUACACAGACCUUGUGGAACAUGAUUUCGUGACGGGACGGGUCAUGAUCGAGACACGCCGCACACUCCCGCGCACUCAUUGGGUGGUUGAAGAGAGCGAAGACAUUGCGCCCCGAACGAACGACCGCGAUUUGCUGCGGGAGGUAACGAUCCGCCUCGCAAGACGUUUUGCCCCACGGCGAACCGAAGAGCUGCGAGACAUUUACAGCGUUGGUGUUCAUUUCGGAGACGUGCGCUCGUGGUCAGAGAAUGAGAGGUUGCAGAAGAAAGCUGUUGCAGUGAGCGAAGGGGGCAGCCCCACGACAGGCGGAAGGAAGGAUGGCGUUAUCGGUGCGGCGAACGGUGUCCCGGCGCCUACAGUGCCCAAGGGUAGCUCUUCCGCUGGGGCACGACAGCAGAAAAGAAAGAGAACGGGCACCGGUCCAAAGCCGUUGAGGAAAGGCAAGAUGGGGGCGGCAUCGGGAAUUCGCAUCGUCACAUAA
Messenger RNA from Trypanosoma brucei brucei TREU927, 1746 nucleotides. RefSeq lists its product as hypothetical. Gene Ontology annotation, cellular component: nucleus. The transcript has a single exon. Gene Ontology annotation, molecular function: DNA-directed DNA polymerase activity. Bases 1 to 1746 code for a protein of 581 amino acids. The record is from RefSeq and is a predicted model, not a curated record. Gene Ontology annotation, biological process: error-prone translesion synthesis. Lineage: Eukaryota; Euglenozoa; Kinetoplastea; Trypanosomatida; Trypanosomatidae.